UUGUCUUGAGCGAAGACUGAAGAGUGCGUUCAAAUUUUAAAAUUUCACAAUAGUCCACUCCUCUUAGCUAAUUGGCAUCAAGAACAUUUCCAUCUAAAUUAUUGCGUAUUAAUUUACUGCAACCGGGAAGAUAGGAACAUGUAAUCAAUGACAACGUACAUGCUAUUAAUAACUAAGAUAUAUUUUCAAGAGUUCGUCGGGUGGUAGCUAAAAUUGUAAUUAAAUAAACUUGACUCAUCAAACAUUUUUAUAUUAAUCUUAUCGUGCUUGUCGUAUACAACCUAUUCAAAGUCCAAAUGUCAAUUUUAAUGAAUUGUUUUUUUAUGAUCGUCAUACCGCCAUUUUCUUUAAUUAGAUAUCUUGGCCUAUGUUAAAUUUUGGCUACUGCCCGUAUAUAAGAAAAAAUACUAUCUUCUGUUAUCGUUGUUCAAAAGUAGAGAAAGAAAGCUAAAAACAUAUGUAAUGGAAAUUCUCAAUUAUAUAUCCCCAAUUUUGAUGAUAUUCUAUGGUAGACCACAAACACCUUUGGUAGAAGCGAAAGCAAGAGGUAAUGCGCAUUAACGCAUGUAGCUAUAAGGAAUAGCGUAUAGUGCUACAUGGACGAGUUAGCUUACCAUUGCUUACCCAUUUGUAGCCGCUGACGUGCAUGUACUGCAUGUAUUUACAACACGAAAGAAACGGUGAAGAUAUACUGUAAUUAUAUAUUCAUGCAACAUGAUACAAACAUUUCCCUUGCAUCUAUACUACUAUUCUUUCUCAGCAAACGAGUAUUACAAUAAAACCUCAUCUUAAUUCUCGUGAUCAUUUCUCGUGAUCAUUGCCAUUCAACACGUUCUGUAAAAAUAUAAAAGAACGGCGUUGAACGAUCCAUGCUUCAGGCUGUAGAAUAUUGUGCAAUACGCAUGACACUGAAAAGCACACUGGAGGGGGAGGGGCAUAUUCAUAUAUAAUAAUCUUUCGGCUGGCUGAUAUCUUCUAAUAGCGACAGUUUUUAAAGAACGUUGACAUGAAUAUAUGCAUAUGAAUGUACAUCCCCAAUUAUCGCGCCCGUAGUAAGGGACCUGCGUUGCAAUCGAUUUUUUGAAUGAAAAUUUGCUAUACUGUACUAUAGGAUUGGCGAAAACAAGAAUUGGUUCGGGUUUAAUUAAGUAUGUGGUUAAUCCAAGGGCUUUAUUGGCAAAACCGCGAAAUGCAAAAUAUUUCUUAUCAUAAGAUAGUUAUAAUUGCAGAGCUACAAUGAUAAACGCAGUGGCACCUGUCUUGGCAACUUUAAAUCAUUUGCAUUGUGCAGAUGUAUUCUACUCGGUUAAAGGCAGAUGAAGAGUCAACGUCUUCAAACUGUCGUGCUUCAUGUCAGCACACUUCUGCUGGCUUAUACGAAAUAGAAUUGUAGCUAUUUUAAAGAGGAGGGACAAUGAAAUCUUCACCAGUUACACGUUCCAAGUCAAUAUGGCAGAGAAUACUCGAGGUUAUGUCCCUGAGCCCUACAAUAAGUUACAAAGCAGCAGAACCAACAUUUUAUCCUUGGACAAUUAGACAUGAUUCGUUGUGCAAAGCAAUCUGGGACUGGAUAGUCCUAUUACUGGUCAUCUAUACUGCAAUUGAAGUUCCUUAUAAUGUUGCCUUCAUAUUACCCAUGUAUACGAAAGUUCAAUAUAAAACCACCUGGGAAAUUAUCAACUUGCACGUCGACUUUAUGUUUGUUAUCGACGUGAUCAUAAACUUUCGGACAACCUACGUGCAAGGGAGAAGCGCCAAGGUGGUUUCUAAUCCAAAGAAAAUAGCUCGCCAUUAUUUGAAAACUUGGUUCUUUGCUGAUUUCAUUUCCGCAAUUCCAUUUGACUUGUUUUCAUUGAUCAGUUCUAAAGUGGAAUAUUCGCUGCUCAGUCUUCUUAAAACGGCUCGACUCUUACGACUGGUUCGGGUUGCCAGGAAAUUGGAUCGUUACUCAGAGUAUGGAAUAGCUGUGAUUUUUCUUCUGAUGGGUCUAUUUACAUUGACUGCUCACUGGCUGGCAUGUAUUUGGUAUGCUAUAGGAAGAGUAGAAAAAGAUAAUCAUCCUGCUAACUGGAUUAAUAUUCUUUCCCGCGAACUCUCUGGCAACAAAGAUUUUGCCAACUCAACCGAUGUCACGUUGACAGAGUGCUAUCUUUCCGCCAUUUAUUUCACUCUGAGCAGUCUAACCAGUGUUGGGUUUGGUAAUGUCUCUGCUAAUACAAAUGCCGAGAAGAUCUUUGCUGUGUGUUCUAUGUUAGUUGGUGCUCUAAUGUUUGCAACGGUUUUUGGAAAUCUUACGGCAAUAAUACAACGUCUUUACUCCACUACGUCGAAGUACCACAAAGAUUUGGCCAUUGUACGAGAAUUUAUCAAUUUUUACGAGAUUCCACAGCCAUUGAGUGAUACGCUAGAGGAUUACACCAGGAAUAUUUGGGCACAAACCAAGGGAGUUAAUGUUAAGAAGGUGCUAGAGUUUUUUCCUGAAUCGCUACAAACGGACGUGUGUUAUCAUCUAAGACAAGAUCUAUUUAACACCAUUCCGGCAUUCAAAGAAGCUGACCAUUCUUGUUUGCGCUCACUGGCUAUGAAAUUUCGUACUUCUUAUUGCUUACCGGAACAAUGUGUUGUACGGCGAGGUGAUCCAAUUCAAGAAAUGUAUUUCAUAUGUUCAGGAAGUGUGGAAGUUGUAAGAGAUGGAAAAUCUAUUUUAACAUUAGGCAAAGGAGACGUCAUAAGCUGUGAUUAUAAAUCACUCAGUCAUAUUCCAAAGGCAAAUUCAGAUCUUAUAGUUCGUACAAUUGCUGAAAUACAUUCAAUAGACUAUGAAGAUUUAUUGGAAUGUCUUAGAGCUUAUCCGGAGUUUGGAGAGACAUUCUUUCAACGCCUUGAAGUGUCAUACAGUCUACAAGAAUACGAAAACGUGAGCGAAGGAAUGUCAGCACGAGCUCAUCGCUUUUCAAACGCUCGAAGUGAACUUUCCUCAUUCCAAAGAUUUCCUUCCUCAAGCAGCAUAAAGCCUCAGGCUAACGGCAGCACGUAUAUUGACAUUCAGGAAACUUCAUUUUCAACCAAACAUGAAACACAGAAAGUUACUACGGAGCAGAAAAAAGGACUGACUAAAACCUUGUCUGGUAAAAAGGAAACUAAUAAUACCAUCGGAAAAACGGUUGCAAGAAAUGAAAAUAUAGAGGAUCGUUUGAGUAAUAUUGAAAGUCGAUUGAUUGAACUAGAGAGCACUAUCACAACUAAUUUUAACGUAAUUAUUGCUCAUGUGGAGAAAAAGAAAUGUUUACAAAAUUAACGAAAUAAUGAAGUGAAUAGGAAUCCAGCUUCUUCCGCGAUUAACAGACUUUUCUGGUAAUUAUAUUAUGUGUCACAAGUUUAUCGUUUUCAAUUCAGAAUCACCUUGAUUUUAAUUUGAUUGCGAGUUAUACUUUCAGGAGUUUUAUGAAGAUAUAUCCUUCUUUAAAACAUGCAUGUAUGACUUAUGAGAAAAAAUAUGCCACAAUACGAAACAAGGCUCGGGUUUUUCCCUUCAGAGCUCAUUCUCGUUGUAUCACUUAAUUUCCGUUUAUUGCAUGGUCGAAAAAAAAUUUUUUUGCGUAGGGUGAUAAAGGACGUUUUGCAUGUUUGAACGUAGCCCGUGGGAGUAAAACUUGAAAUCCACUUCAAGGUGACUCUAACCGAAAACGAUAAAGUUAUGACGGGAUUAUUGGAAAGCUUUAUUUAAUUAUUUCUUUUUGUAAAACUAACAAAAUUAUUUGGUAUAGGGUCACCAAAGUGAACCACAAAAAUUACUGACAGAAAUAUACUGCGUGAUCAUAAAAUUGAAUACAUCACAUGCAAUUUCAGUGAGUGACUGAUUUUCCUUAGAAUGCACCUUUAUACAUGCAGGAAUUUCUAGCUCUGCAUAUAAAAUUCUCAUGUGGGUGUCUUCUACCCAGAUAUCCAAGAAUAUUUUUGUUGGAAAUAUAAAUUACAGUAGAUCGCAAUUAAUGUCCUGCAUUGGAUUGUAUAUAAUACGAUGUGCAUGUAUAUAAUACGAUGACCAAGUUAUUUGUAAAUAAUUUUGAAUUUAACUUAAAAUUUUAACCAAAUUUGUAGAAGCAUGGCCGACUUUUUAGGAAGGUGAUACCCGUAUACUAAUCACUGAUGUGAAUAUUGAUUAAUAUUUAUAUUGUAUAUAUACUUUUUAAAAGUUUAAAUGUUUGUGUUAGUUUAUAGUUUUGAUCAUGCAUGGAAAUACACUACUGCACCUCAGGAACUUUAGGCAUAUAGUCUUAUAGAAGGUUCUUGUAAAGCACACAGUUCAAUUAGUUCAUUUUUUGUAUCA
Dendronephthya gigantea is the source of this 4330-nucleotide messenger RNA. RefSeq names its product potassium voltage-gated channel subfamily H member 6-like. Bases 1415 to 3298 code for a protein of 627 amino acids. Lineage: Eukaryota; Metazoa; Cnidaria; Anthozoa; Malacalcyonacea; Nephtheidae. The transcript is spliced from 7 exons. Gene Ontology annotation, cellular component: membrane. The record is from RefSeq and is a predicted model, not a curated record. Gene Ontology annotation, biological process: membrane repolarization during action potential; potassium ion transmembrane transport. Gene Ontology annotation, molecular function: inward rectifier potassium channel activity.